UGGUAAUGGCGGCCGCCCGGCUGCUGCUGGCGGCGUCUGUGGGCGCUGCGUUGGGUCUCCUCGCGUCGGCGGGCAAGAUGAAGAUCGUGGAGGAACCGAACACGUUCGGGUUGAAUAACCCCUUCUUGCCUCAAACUAAUCGACUGCAGCCAAAGAUGCCCCCUUCAGCAAUAUCAGGCCCUGUGCAUCUCUUUAGGCUUGCUGGCAAGUGUUUCAGUUUUGUGGAAUCCACAUAUAAGUACGAGUUUUGUCCUUUCCAUAAUGUCACUCAGCAUGAGCAGACUUUUCGAUGGAAUGCCUACAGUGGGAUUUUAGGAAUCUGGCACGAAUGGGAAAUUGAUAACAACACGUUUGUUGGAAUGUGGAUGAGGGAAGGAGAUUCAUGUGAAACCAAGAGCAGACAGACAAAGGUCCAUCUUGUUUGUGGAAAGAGCAAUAAAUUGGCUUAUGUGUCUGAGCCAAGUACUUGUGUCUACUCCCUCACAUUCGAGACUCCCCUUGUGUGCCAUCCCCACUCUCUUUUGGUUUAUCCAACUCUGACUGAAGCACUACAAAGGAAAUGGGAUGAAGCAGAGCAGUCUCUGUAUGAUCAACUAAUAACUGAGCAGGGAUACAAAAAAAUACUGAAAGAAAUUUUUGAGGAAGCAGGACUUCUGAAAGCAACAGAAGAAAAGGAAGCUGAGAAACAGAAUACGAAAACAAGUCUGCAGUUUGAAACAGUGGAUGUGUGCAAUAAGGAAUACAAGAAACUUUCUGAGGAAAUAAAAAUCCUUAAAGAUUUAUUAAGUCAGCACAGUAUUGCAUACAAAGGAAGUUCUGCUGAAAACACCAGUGUUGAACAUGUAAAUCACAAAUGGGUGACUGCAGAGACAACUGUGCUUAACGGGUCAACGAAUGCUGAACAUCUGCAUGGUGAUGCGGGGAUUCGGAGUGACGCUGUGUGAAGGAACCUGUGUGGUAAACAGCAAUUUGAUACGGAAUGUCAAGCGAGUUGAAUGUGUACCAUGACACUACGAUGAUUUGACUCUUGUGGAUCUUCUUGACUUCCUCAAUUUCUGCUCUAAAGCAAAGGGAACAGUGGAAUGUCAGUGCCAUCUACUGACACCAGCCGGCGAGUUUCGGAAAACACUGAUAGAGCAAUUUGAGGCUGCUGUGGAGCCAAGCUUACGGAUUGAUCUCCGUUCUCAGCUUUGUUAUUUUCUUUAAUCAAGCGUGCUAGGAGGCAGUGUAAAUACAGAACAGCCCCAGAGCACUGCUCUGAGGUGUUGUGCAAAAGGUAUUGGGCAGUAUUCAGAACGCAUUAUUUCAUCUGUAUGCUAAACCAAGAGGUUUCUUAUCAGACUUUAGCAAAAUGAAUGAAUAAAUAAUGCACAGAGUGCAUCCA
Phasianus colchicus (ring-necked pheasant) is the source of this 1384-nucleotide messenger RNA. RefSeq names its product N-acetylglucosamine-1-phosphate transferase subunit gamma (gene GNPTG). Gene Ontology annotation, cellular component: Golgi apparatus. Lineage: Eukaryota; Metazoa; Chordata; Aves; Galliformes; Phasianidae. The record is from RefSeq and is a predicted model, not a curated record.